This is a messenger RNA of Sphenostylis stenocarpa, 699 nucleotides long. The record is from the annotation of a GenBank genome assembly. NCBI's taxonomy places the organism in Eukaryota, Viridiplantae, Streptophyta, Magnoliopsida, Fabales, Fabaceae.
AUGACCGUUAUGACUAGGAACCCAGAACACUAUAAUAGCAAGCACCACUCUCACUCUACCCAUCAUCACAAACCCAAAACACAAUCACAACCAGCACAGUUUCAGUUCCCUAUUCCAAAGUUUCAAUCUUCACUCAAAACGCAAAUGGGUCUCUCCACAAUGAACUCUUCCUCCAUCACUCCACGCCACUACAACACCCACAAGGUGUUCCUUUUCUGCAACUACAUUCUCUUGGGUGCAGCCUCCAGCUGCAUCUUCCUCACCCUCUCUCUGCGCCUCAUUCCCUCUCUCUGUGGCUUCUUCUUCAUCCUUCUUCAGGUCUUCACAAUCGCGGGUGCCAUCUCGGGUUGUGCUGCUGUGGGUGCCAAUAGUUGGUACUCUGCACACAUGGUGGCCACUGUGUUAACGGCAAUUUUUCAGGGUUCAGUUUCGGUGUUGGUGUUUACAAGAACUGGGGACUUUUUGGGGCAGUUGAAGUCGUAUGUAAGGGAGGAGGAUGGUGCUGUGAUUCUGAAGUUGGCUGGUGGACUCACCAUCUUGAUCUUUUGCUUGGAGUGGGUGGUGCUGACUCUUGCCUUUUUCUUGAAGUAUUAUGCAUGUGUUGAGGGGGGUAAUGGUGGGGCUAUUGUGGCAAUGAAGAGUGGGAAGGUGCAGCAGGAUGAGGACUUGAAGGAUUGGCCUUGGCCUUUCCAAGUUUGA